AUGGAGGAGAACAGAUGGUUUUUGAACAUCAUUCAAGAUGAGUUCAUGAAUGGGAAAAUUGAUUUACAUAGCACAAUGAAGCUGCUUGAAAAACUGCAUAUCACUUUUGAUGUUGCUCAUGUGAAACAUGUUUUCAAGAAAACAGUUGACAAGCGGAAGGUCCAUACUAUUAACAUAGAAGAUUUCAGGGCAAUUUAUCGAACUAUUGUACACAGAACUGAAUUUCAUGAACUUUUCUGUGCUUACUCUCCAAACCACAAAAUUCUAGCUGACACUGAGCUCAUUGAAUUUCUGAAAAAAGAACAAUUUCAGACUGAAGAUUCUGAAAUAAGGGCCUUAGAAAUUAUUCUGAAGUAUGAACCUGUUGAAGAAGUGAGGAAAAGAAGGCAGUUAUCAUUUGAAGGAUUUAUAAGGUACAUGAGCUCAGAAGAUUGUUCGAUAUUUAAAAAAGAUCACCGGACUGUCUACCAAGAUAUGAACCACCCAUUAUGUGACUAUUUUAUUUCAUCUUCUCAUAACACCUACUUGAUAUCUGACCAACUAAUAGGGCCCAGUGAUUUAUUUGGAUAUAUCAGUGCUCUCUUAAAAGGAUGUCGUUGCCUGGAAAUUGAUUGCUGGGAUGGCUCAAACAAUGAACCUAUUGUGUAUCAUGGUCAUACUUUAACGAGCAAAAUUUCAUUUUCUUCUGUAAUUCAUGUGAUAGACAAGUAUGCAUUUGCGGCAUCUGAGUAUCCAGUUAUACUGUCUUUAGAGAAUCACUGCAGCACUAAGCAACAGGAAGUUAUGGCAAAACAUUUAGAAGAUAUUCUAGGUGACAAACUUCUUACUUCAACAAUUGGUGAUUCAGUGGUGACUCAACUACCUUCUCCUGAGGCAUUAAAGUUCAAAAUAUUGGUAAAAAAUAAGAAAGUUGGAACAAUUGAGGAAACUAUGCUCAGGAAAGGUCAGGACAGUCAUGGUGAGACAGGGGAAAUUUCUGAAGAGGAGUAUUCAUCAGAAGAAGAUGAGACUGAUGAGAAAGCCCCUCUUCAGCCAAAGGGUAAUUCCUCAAAAAGAAAAGGUGAAAAUAAACCUUCAUCAACACCCCGAAAAAAGGCAAAGAUUAAGAAGAUAAAGAUUGCCAUUGAGUUGUCAGACCUUGUGAUUUAUACCAAAUCUGAGAAGUUUGUAAGCUUCGAGCAUUCACUAGCUAAUCAGAAGUGCUAUGAAAAUAAUUCAAUUGGAGAGGUUAAAGCGCGAAAAUUCGUUAAACAUUCAGGUAAUGAGUUUGUUUCACAUACUUCACGAUUCAUUACAAGAAUCUACCCCAAAGGGACAAGAACAAAUUCUUCAAAUUAUAAUCCUCAAGAGUUCUGGAAUGUGGGGUGUCAAAUGGUGGCCUUAAACUUCCAGACCCCAGGAGUGCAAAUGGAAUUGCAAAAUGGAAAAUUCCUAGACAAUGGUGGUUGUGGCUAUAUUCUGAAACCAGAAUUCCUGAGAAAUCACAGUUCAACUUUUAACCCAUACAAUGUGGGAAGAUACAGUAAGCCAAUGUCUCUGUCAAUAAGGCUCAUCAGUGGUCAUCAGUUACCACCCAGCAACCUGUCAAAGACUAACAAGGCUGACCCUUUAGUGCAGAUAGAAAUCUACGGUGUGCCAGAAGAUCAAGUAAAAAGAAAAUCUAGUGUCAUAAAAAGCAAUGCUUUGAGUCCUAGAUGGGAUGAAACUUUCUCUUUUACUGUCCAAGUUCCAGAACUGGCUUUGAUACGCUUCUGUGUGGAAGAUGAGAUAUCACUGGUUGCAAAUGAAUUCCUUGGCCAAUACACUUUACCACUGCUGAGCCUGAGUAAAGGUUACCGUAAUGUUCCCCUGUUUUCCAAAAAUGGUGGCAAACUUGAACCUGCAUCACUGUUUGUUUAUGUCUGGUACUACUAAUGAUGCUCCACAUUAGUUGUCAUUCUGGUGGAUCACACCCUGCUCAAUAAAGCAACAUCACUAGGCUUGCAACAACCCAGUAGUCUGAUUUCCAGAGCGGCAUGUUCUCAGUGACUUUAUUAAGCUAUGGGACUUCUUGUGUGAGUAAAUGGUAUCCUGAAUAAGUAAUAACUACUGAAGUUAGCCCCACUAUUAUUUAGAAAUAAUUCAUAAAGACUGAACUUUUUUGGACAUUCUGUUGAAUUCAAUUAAUAAUUAAAUUUGCAGCUAAUUACAACAUUUUGAUUAAUUACUGAGAAUAAUAGUUUAAUAUUUAUGAUCUUAUGCUACAAAAUUAUGAGCAUGUUACACAGAAAUUUUUAUUUGUAUUGAACAAAAACUUUUACCAUUGUACAAUCAUCUUUCUAGGGAAACAAUACAUACAAUGUAAAGUCCCUUUAAAUUUAUAAUAAUGGCAGUUUCUGAUUGGGCUAUGCAACCUUAACAUCCACUGUAAUUUUGCUAUCUGGAAAAACAUCUCUGAGAAAAAACAGUUCUUAAAAUGAUAAAAACUUAGAUGCUAAUAUUUGUACCUUUUCUCAGCCUGAUCUUGAACCUCCUGCUGCUAAAGAAAGACAAAUAAUUCACAGGCUGAUUUGUAAAGGGCCUAUGUUCCUUGUAGCAGCAGGGAGCUCAGGAUACAUCUCACUGCAAACUCAGCAAGUAGGAAUCAUCAUGUUUUGAGCUGGAUUAGAAGAAGAAAUUUAGGGAAGGCAAGGACUGAUUGCAUGGUUUAAGAUCUCUGAGGGCAACAUUUUGUCUGACAGAGAUAUCACUGUAGAUCUUGUCCAUAAGACAUAAUUUUUCCACCUUUCUUAUAAAACUGAAGUAUUAUUGAGCUUCCACAGGACUGUAUCUACCCCGCUAAUUGCAGAUUUGUUACUAGGGUGUUUUUUUUGUUGUUGUUUUGUUUUUUUCCAAUGAAUGUUUUAUUGAUAGAUUUCUU
This is a messenger RNA of Anas platyrhynchos (mallard), 2899 nucleotides long. The record is from RefSeq and is a predicted model, not a curated record. NCBI's taxonomy places the organism in Eukaryota, Metazoa, Chordata, Aves, Anseriformes, Anatidae.